UGUUAUUAGCAUGCAAUUUUUCAGAUUCUCAAGGUUUUCUUCGUGUUAUAAUAAAUUUGCAAAACUCGUCACUUGCAUUAUUCUUUCGAUGUUGCUCGUCAUUCCUGGAUUACCACAAGUGAUCGGUGUAUUUGAUCAUCGAGAGCAUGUAGAACUGCUGAUUGGAGGUGUGGAAACAUUCUUUUAUUUUAUCUUAAUAAGUUCGAGAUAUUUGUCACUGCUGAUAAUACAAAAAAAGCUCAAGCUUAUGUGCAAAAGUAUAAGAAAUUGGAAGAAUGUUUCAAGAAACCGAGUGGAGAUGGAUAUUUUUGCAACGUUAUUCGAGAUUGAAAGUCAAUCAUUCCAAUUGAAAUUAAUAUUUAAUUUAUACAUUGCUUACGUGAUUGGAACUGUGCAAAUUUUUGUUAGUCUAUCAUUAGGGUUGAAUAUGGUCAACGUAGUUCUAAUAUUUAUUUAUGACAAGGAAUAUUUAGUGGACGAAGAAAGAUAAAACCAUUAUUGUCACACAUCUAUUUAUUUAAAGCGCACACUAUAUUAUAACUAUGUCAAUAUUUAGUAUGAUUGGUGCAAUUUAUACUGUGAGUAUUCAGUAGUGUAUGGAUUUGGAAGAAACCAUCAAGUAAGUAUUAAAAAAAUGUUAAAAUUUGCAACACUAAAUAUCUCUGUGGAAAUUGAAGAGGUUGUUUGUUGUUUUUUUGAUAAAUAUUAUAAGUCAUUUUUUAUUUCACGUUUGAUAUGUUUGAAUGCUAUUAUUUAUAGAUAAAGAUUUAUGCAUUAUCAGUUUUUAAGUAUACAUAUGAUGAGGAUAUCACGAUAGGUGAUAGAAUCUAGAGACUGAAAUCUUUAGAUUUUCUAAUAGUAAAUAAGUAUGUGUGUACAGAUACGAUCAUUUGGAUUGUAACUAUCAAGCGCUAAUUUUGCCCGUAUAUAAAAAUUUGCAAUCCGUCUCUAUCUACAGAUUUUGUAGCCUACUUAUGUGGAGAUUUACCUUUGUUAAAAGGUGUAUAGGGGAGGGAGGAAUAUAUUAAGAGAGUGAGCGAUCCCGGCAUAUAUGCGAAUAGGGGACUCUCGAUCACAUUUACAAAAAAUGUAUAAUAAACAUCACCCAGGGAUUUUACUGAAAUUCAUUUUAUAGCAAGCUAGUGGCGAAAAUCUCUUUUCCGCAGAGAUGUCAUGUAACAAUUUAAUGUACAAUGUUUGGUUAGGUUAGAUAAUAAGGAAAACAAUCUGUAUUGAUAGACAAUAAAAAAACUUCGAGUGUCAGUUAUGAUAAUGUACGGCACGAAUUUGUCGAAAGUUAGAAACAUUUAAAGUUUAUGGUAGGAUAACCUGGAUCCUUUUUAUUUGAAUCUGGAAGAUUUUAUAUCAUGAAUUACAUAAAAUUUGAAG
Molecule: messenger RNA, 1389 nt
Organism: Phymastichus coffea
Lineage: Eukaryota; Metazoa; Arthropoda; Insecta; Hymenoptera; Eulophidae
Exons: 4
Coding region: 11-490 (159 amino acids)
Source: RefSeq, a predicted model, not a curated record